Molecule: messenger RNA, 459 nt
Organism: Haliotis rubra (blacklip abalone)
Lineage: Eukaryota; Metazoa; Mollusca; Gastropoda; Lepetellida; Haliotidae
Exons: 4
Coding region: 77-400 (107 amino acids)
Source: RefSeq, a predicted model, not a curated record
CCAUCUGGCCGGUGUUCGAGCGUUGUGAGAUAGGAGUGGCCACUUUGUAGGAAGACUCUCGGACAAUCCACUAGCCAUGGGAUCUCUCACCAUUCUCUCCGUUCUAGCACUGGCAGCUUGUGCCUCGGCCCUCAGCAAGAGGGAGACGUGUGCCACAGUAGCGGACUGUUCAGGGAUUACUGUGUGUGGAACAGCAGGGUCCCUCAUCUGCGACAACGGCCUGUGUACCUGCACCAACGCUUGCGACCCCGACCAAGACCUCGCCCAAUGCACUGACCGUAACGAAUGUCUGACACGUUUCUUGGGUGGGGACAUCACGUGCAACUGUGCAAGACCAUGGCGAUCCUUCCACUGUAUCGACAACUACUGCCACUGUGGAUAUCCAGCGUCUGGGAAUUAAUACAUAACACGCUUGACGUAUUUGUUGUAUGAAUAUGUCGAUAAAUGAUAAUUGUCCUA